This is a messenger RNA of Bacillus rossius redtenbacheri, 3782 nucleotides long. RefSeq lists its product as uncharacterized. NCBI's taxonomy places the organism in Eukaryota, Metazoa, Arthropoda, Insecta, Phasmatodea, Bacillidae. Bases 1 to 3726 code for a protein of 1241 amino acids. The record is from RefSeq and is a predicted model, not a curated record. The transcript is spliced from 7 exons.
AUGGACGGAUGCCUCGCCGCGCUGCGCGCAGAGGCGGAGGCGCUGAUGGCCAGACACCAGCUACUCAGGAGCGCGCUGCUGUCGUCCUGCGCGCCGGAGGACCUCCAGCGCUGCGCCGACUGCAGCCAGCUCUUCAGGGACGCCCUGCAGGAGUCCUCGCAGGAGGGGCUGGAGCAGCAGCUCAGCGGGCUCCAGCACGCCGCGGCGCUGGAGCGCCUGGACAGGAGCCGCCUGGAGGCCCGGCUGGAGUGGUGGCGCCGCCUGUGCGAGCGGCAGGCCGGCGAGCUGGAGGCCGUCAGCCAGGGCGUGGCGGUGGUGCGGCGCGAGGUGCUGCGAGUCGUGGGCCCGGCGCUGGGCUGGACCGGGCCCUCUGGAGGCCUGGCGCGCCUCCAGGAUUAUUCACAACAAGUAAAUUCGUUAGAGACACAAAACUGCAUAAUGGAGAGUGGGGUGAAGUCAUUAUCAUCAGAACUGCAGGCUACUAAAGAAAAACUUGAAUCAUGUGAAAAUGAGAAAGCGCAGGUGUUGAAAACACUGGAACAAAGAAACGAAGAUAUUCGUAAUCUAAAGGUGGCUAAUGCAUCUUUAGAGUCUGAACGAAAUAAGCACUUGGAUGCUCUCGCGAAGCUUGACAGCAAGCUGAAGAAGGUGUGCAGUUGCUUCGACAAGGAGCUGGAGCUGAAAGGAGAGGUGAUUGAGAAGCUGCGGGAUGAAUUGGGGAAGCUGGAGAAAGACCGAGAGAGGCUGAUCUCCAUGAACGACGAGGUGGCCGAUGAGGUGAUGGAAUGGCAGGCGAUGAUCAGGUCUCUGUGCCACCUGGUGAACCAAGUGUCGCAGCAGGCGCUCGCCAAGGUUAGCGCUGCCGUCGAGACCCCCGGCGUCACCAGAGUGCCUCGCGUGCGGGUGCUCAUCUCGUCCAGAGAGCUGAAGAGCAGCCUAUCCUUGCUGUCAUGCUCACGUGAGGAAGGUAGCAGGACUUCCACCAGCUCCCAGGUCGCCCAGAUAUCACCAAGAGGUACAGUCCCAGGGGAGGAAGUCAGCAGGACUUUCACCAGCUCCCAGAUCGCACAGACAUCACCAGGAGGUGCAGAUCCAGGGGAGGAAGGCAUCAGGACUGCCACCAGCUCUCAGGUCGCCCAGACAUCACCAGGAGGUACAGGUCGAGGGGAGGAAAGCAGCAGGACAUCCACCAGCUCCCAGGUCGCCCAGACAUCAACAGAAGGUGCAGGUCCACAUGAGGAAGGUAUCAGGACUUUCACCAGCUCCCAGAUCGCACAGACAUCACCAGGAGGUACAGGUCGAGGGGAGGAAGUUAGCAGGACCUCCACCAGCUUCCAGGUUACCCACACAUCACCAGGAGGUUCAGGUCUACGUGAGGAAGGUAACAGGACUUUCACCAGCUCGCAGGUCGCCCAGACCUCAGUAGGAGGCUCAUGCCUUCGGGAGUUUGCGUCCACGGUCACCCGCACUGAGCAGUCCCAGCAGAUCUGCGUGUGCGUGGGCGACGACAGUGUGGUGACAUCGGCCGUGAACAUGGUGGAGGACAUCAAGGCGCAGCUCAAGGCGUACGUGCUGGAGGAAACGAGGAAGAGAAGCGUGCAGCAAAAUGCCAUCGCCAAAAUGGUUAAAACCGAGUCCAAGUUAAAGAGAAAAUGCAGAGAGCUGGAGAAAACGAGAUUGGAACUUAAAGACAGUAACAACAAAAGCAAUUUGAUCGAACAAGAUUUGCAAGAGUUGAAGAAGAAGAACAAACUCUUGAUAAGCGAAUUAAAAAAUGCGGAUGAUGUAAUUGAAAGAAUGAAGCAGGAAAAAAGCGACUUAAGUUCUGAGAUAAAGAUUCUUGAAGGCGAAGUUAUGAAAGGUCUUCAAACAAUCAGAAGCCAAUGUGACUCAAUGAAAAAUUUAGAGAGCACUAUUGAGGAGCUAAAUAGUACAAUCACAAGACAAUGUAACACAAUGAUAGAUUUAGAGAACACAAUUGAUGUGCUAAAGGAAAUGUUGCUCUCUGAGAGCGAUACCUCAAUAGAAACAAAAGCCGAAUCUGCCGAAUUAAAUCAGGAAACACAUUUAACGAUUAACAUCACAGGAAUCCCAGCUGCAGAAAAUACACCAGAAGCACCGGUCGAAGAAAUCCCUGAAGAGAAGACAGAGCUGACGCAGCGAGACCGGGCGACUACAGGCGACAGCGCAUGCGAGUACCAGACGGUGACCAGCGAGCUGGAGGAUAGGAUACAGCAGCUGGAUCUGACGCAGGGAGAGCUGGUGACAACAGGCGACGGCGCAUGCGAGUACCAGACGGUGACCAGCGAGCUGGAGGGUAGGAUACAGCAGCUGGAUCUGACGCAGCGAGACCUGGUGACUUCAGGCGACGGCGCAUGCGAGUACCAGAUGGCGAGUGGCGAUCUGGAGGGUCAAAUCCAGCAUCUGGAUCUGACGCAGCGAGACCUGGUGACAACAGGCGAUGGCGCAUGCGAGUACCAGAUGGCGAGCGGCGAGCUGGAGGGUAGGAUCCAGCGACUGGAACUGACGCAGCGAGACCCGGUGACAACAGGCGACGGCGCAUGCGAGUACCAGACGACGACAGGCGAGCUGGAGGGUAGGAUCCAGCGGCUGGAGCUGACGCACAAGAGCGAGAUCGAGGAGAUCACGCGCGUGCACAUCGAGAACAUGACGGCCUUCGAGGCGGCCUUCGAGCGGGACAAGGCCUCGGACAGGAAGAUGUACGAUGAGCUGCUCCUGAAGCAGCAGGAGCUGCAUGAGCAGGAGAUCCAGAGCCUCAACGUCAAGCACGAGGAGGAGCUGUGGUUCCUGAGGAGCCUCUUGGAGCCCGAACACAGCGGCAAGGAGGUCCUCACUUCCGAGGACUCGGUGGAAGACGUCUACCUCAACCUCAGCAGAACCAAGGAGGGGGGUUCUGGACGAUGCCUCAAGGAAGUCCUCCAAAAGGACGACGGGAGCUCGGGUGCAGAGCCCGCAGCCUCGGAGCCGAGGACGGAGCGCGCCUCCCGGAGGGCAGAACUCUCCAGGCCGAUGGGAGACAGCAGCGCCCAGGACAACAACAGCCUGGAGAGGCUGAAGACGAUGAAUAGCUUCAGAACGAAGCAAGAGAAUCAAAAACCCAGAGCCACAAAGAACAAGAUACUGACGCUCGUAACGGGAUCAUUGUCAGUGGCACCGACGGAGGUGCUGGAGUACAAACCGCCAGCAGGCGACCAGCUGUUCGCUGGGGACCCGCGCGGCCUGGAGCGUCUCCAGCAGAGCGGCGCCAUCUUGCUGGACGAGGUCUCGGCGCAGAUGCUGCGCCACCUGGUGCACAACGGCCCCGAGGCCCUGGCGCCUGAGCAGUGGUCGGCGCUGCAGGGUGCGCUGUGUCCGGCGCCUAGCUCCCUCACCUCGCUGGACGGGCGUCGCGACGCCAGCUCGCGCAGUCUCUUCCGCAGCGCCAGCUACGGCCUGGCCGACGACGCCUACCUCCGCGACUGCACCGCAGAGUCGUCCGUGGACGGCAAGCGCAAGAAGUCGCCCGUGGACAGCCAGUGGAGGUUCUCUGACCGACCGCACCGCUCGGGUCCGGCCUACUUCAGUCACGUGACCGGCAUCGCCAUGGCCUCCUCCCGCAGUGACGUCACCGCGCGGACCCUGCAUCGAGGUCCCCGCUCCGCCGCUGCCGCCGCCGCCGCCGCCGCCACCUCCGCCUCGCUCACCAGGGCUGAAAGCCAUCCUUAACGACUCAAAAUUUUCUCUGAACACUUUACUGAAAUAAAUACUAUCUUGGAAAAUAA